GUCCUAUUGCCGCUAUGACCGAUCGGAAUGUUCUUCGCAAAGAUCAACUGGAAAUCAGUCUAGUCAAGGAGAAGGAAUUGAUCAAGGAGGGCAACCUCAAGGAUGAUAACCCCCUGGAUCUGAGCGAGCCGUUUGCGGAGCUCUGCAGCGCCUGUCGUAAGGGGGAUCUUAAAGUUUGUCAAGAGAAGAUCACCGAGGGGGUUAAUAUCAAUGCCCGCGAUGCCUACGAUUACACCCCUUUGAUCUUGGCAAGUCUCUGUGGCCACUACGAGGUGGUCCGGUUGCUCCUGGAGUCCGGCGCGUUGUGUGAACGAGAUACUUUCCAAGGAGAACGUUGCCUGUACAAUGCGCUGAACGAUCGCAUCCGCAAUUUACUCCUGGAAUACGACUACUCUAAAUCGACCGAUCCCCUGCAGCCUCUCGCCGCCCACCUCGCUUCGUUGCUCACGCGAGAACAGCCCGUGACGUCCGACAUUGUCGUUACCGCUGGAGAUGAGUCGCUUCACCUACACAAGUUCGUCCUGGCUGCGCGAUCGCCGUAUUUCCGGAAUAAGCUAGCGGCGGCCCCGGAGAGUCCUUCGUGGAAGCUUCCGUCCACGAUCCCGCCCCAAGCGUUCGGCAUCGCGAUCAAGUAUCUGUACCUCGGAGAAGCACCCCGCGACCUGAAAAGCGGACCGGGGACGGGGUUCACCGAGUCGGAAGUCUUCGAGGGGAUCGACCGAGUCGCGCACCACCUCGAGAUCGACACCCUCCUAGACAGCAUCAUCGACAGCGGAGAUCGACGGCUAGCCCGGCAGCGGCGAUCAACGGAAAUUGCCAAAGGCCGGGACCAGCUGGAGACAUGGUUCCGGGCGAACGUCCUGGGCAAUAAACUGGAAGUGGAGACGUCCAAAGCCAACAGCGUGAAAUGGGACCGCGAGAAUGCCAUCUUCGCAGACAUCCUGCUCCAAGCCGACGAGCUCCCCGAGGACGCCGAACCCGGCAGCGAGCCAAAGUCAAUACUCUUCCCUUGCCACAGAGCCAUGCUCCUACGCUCCGAAUUCUUCAACACCAUGUUCUCCAGCAUGUUCCGCGAAGCCUACGUCAAAGACCACCUCCACAUCGUCAACGUGGACUGCUCCCCCGAGGUCCUCGAAAUAGUGCUCACCUUCCUCUACACCGAGCGAGCCGACUUCCCCCUCGACGUAGCAGUCGACGUCCUCUUCGCAUCAGACAUGCUCUUCAUCGAGAAACUCAAAACCAAAGCCGCAGUCGUAAUCAGCACCCUCGGCAGCGGCAACCUGUCGCAGUCCGAAGCCGCAAAGACGCGGGGCACAACAGAAGAAGAAGAGCUAGACAUUUACGGCAUCAUCCGCGCCGCAUGGAUGACGCGCGUUCAGCGCCUGGAAGAAUUCGCAGCGCGCUAUCUCGCCUACCGCCUCGAGGCACAUAUCGACUCGCCUGAGUUCGCGGAACUCAUCGAAGAGUCUGCGUCGCGCAUCAAAGCCCGUCAGGAAACCGAUUCCAUCGAACUGCUAGACGAUAUCCGGUUCUACCUCAACGAGCGCUUCCGCCUGCGCUUUGACGACGCAGGACUGGGCGAGAUGAUGCGUAACGCGGCGCAGCAGCCGCACAAAGCACCCCCUGCCGGCGCAGACGCAGACGGCACCGAGAAAGAGGUUGAGAAGGUCACCAACGGCAUCGACACGAUCGAUCUAUCCAAGGUAGCUGCGCCGGCGUCCCAGCAGGAUAGGGACCACCACGCCCCUGUGAUCCGGACGCUGGACGGCGAAAUCGCCGUCGACGAGUUCGACAAGGACGCUGCUAACUAUCAGAUAUUGAUGGCCAAGCUGGAUGCCAUCCUGGAAGACCUAAAUCUGGAGGCGUAGUUGGAUAGGUGACAGGUGAUGAAUUAUGAGAUAUGUAGGUAUAUACGCAUGCC
Aspergillus campestris IBT 28561 is the source of this 1921-nucleotide messenger RNA. Its product is annotated as ankyrin repeat and BTB/POZ domain protein. Gene Ontology annotation, cellular component: cytoplasm; ubiquitin ligase complex. The transcript has 3 exons. Gene Ontology annotation, molecular function: protein binding. The coding region runs from base 15 to 1868 and encodes 617 amino acids. The record is from RefSeq and is a predicted model, not a curated record. NCBI's taxonomy places the organism in Eukaryota, Fungi, Ascomycota, Eurotiomycetes, Eurotiales, Aspergillaceae.